UCAAAUCGGCUCCUGGUUCCGCCUCAAACUUCACAUUCUCUUCAAAACUUCUGAGAGCAGAGCACGGCGACUUCUCCCUUCCUCUCUCCUGAUCACGGCGUUAUCAUUGAAAAAGAAAAGCACGAGUACUCAACGAUCUCUUCGAAUCUUGAGAUCCAGGCUCGUGUUGCCGUUCUCACUCGCUGUUCAGAUCAGGUUUUGUAUGACAUGACAUUCUGUGGUGUCUUGGAUGACUUGAAAUGCUAAGAUGAGGGUGAUGAGUGGAGAUGCUCUGGAAACUGUUGUGUAGGCAAUCUGGAUUCAUAAAACUUUGGACUGCAUAUCACAUUGAAACUCCACAGCCUUGAAGAUCAUAAGAAAAACCUAGCCCUUUCUUGUUCUUCUAUGAUGGCUCCGGCCUCAAUUUUUCUCAGGGCCUUUCAUUACUCAGGUUGCUAUUAAUCUACAAGCUAAGAGCACAACUGCUGGAAAUAUGUGGGAGAACAUGGGAUUUUGCAACCUGGCAAAUUUGAAGUCAAACCGACUGGUCUGUGCAAAAGGGUUCAGACUGAAUUGUUCAAUUGAUAGGGAGAUGAUCGUGAGCACAUCGGCUUUGGUGGACAGUAUUCCAGAGUGCUCAAGUGAAGAAAAGACCAUUGAGCCUAGUCUUUCGACAGUGUUAAUGAAUUUUGAUAAUGAGUUUGAUCCUUAUGAAGCAAUCAGUACACCAAUUUACCAGACUGCUACUUUUAAGCAGCCUUCUGCAACAGAAAAUGGUCCUUAUGACUAUACUAGAAGUGGAAAUCCUACCCGAGAUGCUUUGGAAAGGUUACUAGCAAAGCUUGACAAAGCAGACAGAGCCUUUUGCUUCACUAGUGGAAUGGCUGCUUUGAGUGCUGUUUGUCAACUUUUUGAAACUGGUGAUGAAAUUGUAGCUGGAGAUGAUAUCUACGGUGGUUCAGAUAGGCUAUUGUCGCAAGUAAUUCCAAAGUCUGGAAUUGUGGUGAAACGAGUAAAUACAAGUGAUCUAGAGGAGGUAGUCUCUGCCAUUGGACCUUGGACUAAGUUGGUGUGGCUGGAGAGUCCUACCAAUCCUCGCCUACAAAUAUCUGAUAUUCGAAAAAUAGCAGAGAUGGCUCAUGCACGUGGUGCUCUUGUAUUGGUGGACAAUAGUAUUAUGUCUCCUGUGUUAUGUCAGCCUUUGGAACUUGGAGCAGAUAUUGUUAUGCAUUCAGCAACCAAAUUUAUUGGUGGACAUAGUUAUAUCAUGGCUGGUGUCGUUGCUGUGAAAGGCAAAAGGUUGGCAAAAGAAAUGUACCUUUUACAAAAUGCAGUGGGUUCAGGCUUAGCUCCAUUUGACUGUUGGCUCUGUUUGCAAGGGAUCAAAACAAUGGACCUGCGACUUGAGAAGCAACAGAGGAGUGCACAAAAGAUCGCUGAAUUUCUUGCCUCCCAUCCCCGAGUAAAGAAAGUAAACUAUGCCGGUCUUCUUGGUCAUCCUGGACGUGACCUGCACUACUCUCAGGCAAAGGGGGCAGGAUCAGUGCUUAGCUUUUUGACAGGCUCUGUGGUACUCUCAAAGCAUGUUGUUGAAUCUACCAAAUACUUCAGCAUAACUGUCAGUUUUGGGAGUGUAAAGUCUCUCAUAAGCAUGCCAUGCUUUAUGUCUCAUGCCAGCAUACCUGCAUCAGUUCGUGAAGCUAGAGGCUUAACUGAAGAUCUUGUGCGUAUUUCUGUGGGGAUUGAGGAUGUUAAUGAUCUUAUUGCUGAUCUGGACAAGGCACUCUCAUCUGGGCCUCUCUAGUUUUAUAAUAACUAAUCCCAACAUUGGUGAGUCCGGUUUCUGUCCACUGUUCCUCCACAGUAGUUUUGAAUUUUAACGGUACAUAAUAAUUUGUAUUUUUUUUUAAACUAUCAAAUUUCAUUAUACGACUUAUCAUUGGAGAGAAACAGUAUUCAACAUUGACAUCUUGAUUGCUUCAAAAAAUAAAUAAAUGAGUAAAUAAUAAAA
Molecule: messenger RNA, 1990 nt
Organism: Prosopis cineraria
Lineage: Eukaryota; Viridiplantae; Streptophyta; Magnoliopsida; Fabales; Fabaceae
Product: cystathionine beta-lyase, chloroplastic-like
Exons: 14
Coding region: 473-1783 (436 amino acids)
Biological process (GO): transsulfuration; 'de novo' L-methionine biosynthetic process
Cellular component (GO): cytoplasm
Molecular function (GO): pyridoxal phosphate binding
Source: RefSeq, a predicted model, not a curated record